ACCUGUUUUACCAACCGAUUUGAAAAUGGCAGUUUGCGUCGUUUACGUUUUUCAUGUUUAUUGUCAAGAAACACAUUUGAUAUUAAAUUUAUAAUAAAUGAUUUUUACAGUAUUAAAAGUAUGUCGGAUGCGGUAGAAAUCACAGUAGACAAUGAUAUAUCGAGUAAACUCUCUCAGAACCUUCAAGUACAGGAGCAAGAGGUGAACGACUGCACCGAGUUUCUAAAAAUUGCAUACAGAAGAUACAGAAAGUACAAAAUUAUAUUAGAAUCGGUUAAAGAAUGUUUGGAGGACGACAGUGUUUUAGACGAUAAUUUAAAGAAGAAGAUAAAGAAUAUUAUUUGUAGCGCACAAUUGUCAGAGAUAAGACUGAAUCAAAAUGCAGUUGACAGUUAUUUGGCCAACGAACCCGUUUUAGGAGUUUCACUAACUAGCAGCGAGUUAACUUAUUCAGAAGGUAGCGAGCUUGAAAAAUGCAUGAAAUCCAAGUUAGAUAACAAAUAUCAUACGGUAAAGAAUUCCUUUUCUUCACUUCUUGGUAAAACGUCAAUGAACACCGAUCAAAGAGACUCGGACAAUCUUCUAGAUGUAUGUUUUGGUGAUUUAGAGUUAAUUGAAUUCAAAAGGAAAUUAAUAUCGGAACAGGAAUGUUACAUAACUCACCAGCUUCAGUUAUUAGAACUGCUAGAAGAAUUAAAAUGUAUUAGGCUAGAAAAUGUACCACAGUUCACUGAAAAGAAACUGGCGGAAUGUACGUUAAGGUCCAAAAUAAAUUAUUUAAAGUCGUUAUUGGCAACUGAGAAGUGUAAAGUGGAUAUUUUUAUGGAAACCAGUUAUUCUCUUCAAGCAUAUACGGAGCUUAUAAAAGACAUUAAAGGACAGCAAGAAGAAUUAAAAGAAGACAUAAGGAGGCUGAACAAUCUCAAAAAGCAAUACGCACACGUUUCUUGUAUGGAAUACGACGAAAUCCAUAAAUCUUACGUGCAUUAUAAAGCUGCAUUGGAUAAAAAGAAAAAGAUGUACGAAUACAUUAACGCAAAGACAUAAGCAAUAUACAAAACAUCUAAUGUAGAACUAUAUGCCUCUUCCUGCUACUAAUGUAAAUAUAUGCUAAGCUAUUUGUA
Molecule: messenger RNA, 1124 nt
Organism: Sitophilus oryzae (rice weevil)
Lineage: Eukaryota; Metazoa; Arthropoda; Insecta; Coleoptera; Curculionidae
Exons: 1
Coding region: 121-1047 (308 amino acids)
Source: RefSeq, a predicted model, not a curated record